GGUUAUCAAACUAUGAUUUUGUGGUUUUAAGUUGCAUUCCAGCUCCAGAAACUCUGACUCUAUUCAUCAGUCUGCUAUCAAUACACUGAUGAAAUCAUUGAUUUGCGUAAUGAUCUGUCCCUUGCAACUUCUUCUUUGCAAUCCUUAAAUUUGCUUCAGACUGUUUUAAGUCAUAUCUGCACAGGAGCAUAACACAUCAAUUUUGCAGCUGCAUUGUUCUUCAUGUCGACAAUGAAGAUGAGAUGAUUAUUCAGCAGCAAAUGUCGCUACGGACAACCUUUCAAGGGGAGGAGGUCUAUGGACGAGGCAAGAUUCCUGACUCUCUUCUAGCAAUUUAAAGUGAUUACGACAUUUACUUUUGCAGUGGUGACAUCGCAAUUUGGAAGACACUUCCAACCUGCAGUUUGUCAUUGUACACAUACAUGCAGCUUUGGCUUUUCUGAAACCAAAAAGGAGAUGCUGAUUUUGUACUUGUGAAAAUAGUUUUAAAGCACUGCCUGAAGGCUAGGAUCGUUAAUUUGUGAAAUCUUCGAGAUCGCAAUCAUGCUAGCUUUUUAUGCCACCAUGAACGCCUCAAAAGUUUCCUCCCGUCUGGGGAUACUGCUCUUUACCAUGUCCCUGCUUUUGGCCGAGUGGCCUGUCAAGGAUGUUUCAGGAAGUCUCAGCUCUGAGUCGACCAAAGGAUGCAUCCUCAAGAAUACACACCUUGGAACAAAAGCCAUCUGCACUCACCUACACCUGAAAUCUGUUCCUCAGGAUCUUCCACCCAAUGCAGUAACGGUCGAUCUCUCCUUCAAUACAAUACCAACAUUGUUUAAUGGUUCGUUUGCAAAUCUUCCAAAUAUCACUUCCUUAGGACUUGAACACAAUGUUCUGUUGACGAUAGAACAUGGUGCCUUUGAGCCUCUGAGCCAUCUCAGGAAAUUAUCUCUAAAACACAACAGAUUGGAUUCUCUACCCUCAGGGUUGUUCCGUGAAAACCGUUUCCUCUCUAUACUAAUUCUCGGCAAAAACAGAUUGGUUUCUUUCCCACGCAGUGCACUUCCUUGGUCCAACAGCAUCACAACCCUUGAUGUAUCUCAGAAUAGAAUCGCUUUCCUUGAUGCCCUUGACUUUGAACCGCUACAGAACUGCUCACUGGAAAGACUUUAUCUUGGAAGAAACGCCUUACAUACUCUUCCUUUCAAGGUAUUCUCCACUUUAAAUACAGUGAAAUGGAUGUCGCUGUCAAAGAACAAUUUUCAAAACUUUACCCCAUCUGCGGUUUUAGGGAGAAGUGCUAUUACACAUCUAGAAUUAAGUUCUUGCAAUAUUGAAAAUAUAAUUUCACAGAACAAAUCUCACAUUGCUCUAGUUAACGGGCCAAUAUCUAUGAUACUCAUGAAAGCAAACAAAAUACGCCAUUUACCUGAUUAUGCGUUUUGGGGGUUCAAUCAGACAAAAACUAUUUUGCUUCACAACAGCAGAGUUGCCAGUUUAUCUAGUAAAUCAUUCUUUGGAUUGGACAACCUAAUUGAUUUGGAUUUGUCUUUUAAUCUCUUGACAGCUCUGAGCUUGAAGACAUUCUCCUGCCUGCACAUGUUAUCCACACUUAAGCUGAAUGGUAAUCAGAUUGCAAGAAUAUUUAUUGAUUUAGUAUCAGGCUUAUCCUCACUCUCCCACCUCAACUUAGCACAUAAUAAUAUAGAAGAAAUUCCUAGGAGUAACGUGACAAUUCCUUCAGUAGAAUAUAUAGACCUGUCUUUUAACAAAUUCAAAACGAUAAGAAGGUUCUUUAUGUGGAGUUUCACAAAUCUUCAAAUUCUGAACAUGUCCAACAAUGACAUCUCUCAGUCGUACUCCCCAUACUCUUUUAUCAACUUGAGACAUCUUCGAGAGCUGCAUCUCACCAACGAGUAUCAGCAACUCAUCAACAGCGCUUUUCGCUACCUGGGACAUCUGCAAGUGUUGGAUUUGUCCUUUGCUCCAUUAAAAAUGACCACUUUGAGGCAAUUUACAAAUGCUUCAUCGCUCAAUAGGCUAAUCAUGCGAGACUGCAGCUUGAAAAGUGCAGAUAUACACAAUGCUAAGAAAAAUAGGACCCUCUUUUGGGGAUUAAAUUCACUGAAAGUUUUGGACCUGAGACAAAAUCAGUUUGACAUAUUAGCACCAGGUACAUUCAACCCAAUGAAAAAACUCAGGGUUCUUUACCUGUCUCAGUGUACAAUAUCAGUUCUGAGCUGUGGUGUCUUUGAUAGCCUGACUGCCCUCACAACUCUGGACGUCCGGGACAAUGCGAUUACGAAGGUGCCCGAGUCCCUGCUUCAAAGGCAACACCACCUUGCUGUUCUGUUCUUAGGCAAUAAUAAACUUGAGACCAUUCCAGGAACAUUGUUCAAGGAAACCACCUCUUUGCACAGUCUGUUCAUCCAACAAAACAGAAUUACCACCAUAGAACCUAUGACGUCCUUCCCAACGAAUACGACACUGAGAAUAGAUGCAGCUGGAAAUCCAUUCUCCUGUACUUGCCAACUGAGUUGGUUUGUGAAAUGGCUUCGUUCUGGCAACAUUGAACUCAGGCGUCCAAAGCAAACUCUCUGCUCACUAACAUCAAUCAAAGCAGAGGUGGAUUCACCUAUACUAACAUUUAACCCAGACAAAUAUUGUGGACUAGACUUUGUGAUGAUCACUAGUGUAUCCCUUUCAGGUCUUGUGGUAUUGGUGAUUGGCCUGGUGACUUACCGGCAGCGAUGGUGGCUGAACUACAAGUUCUUCCUCCUGAAGCUAGCCAUCUGUGGCUACGAAGAAAUCAACCAUGAAUUUGAUGCGCAGGACUACGAAUACCAGCUAAACAUUAUGUAUAACGAAGACGACCAGGAAUGGGUUGACGGCAUCCUGAAGCCAGUUCUGCAGGAAAGGUUUCCACAUCUCCAAAAGGUGGCCUUUGGUGACAAUGACCUCAACAUUGCGAUGUUCUACUUCAAUGCUCUUCACUAUGUUGUUGAUAACAGCUUCAAGACAGUCCUCUUGAUCAGCUAUAACUGUAUAAAUGAUGCAUGGUUCUUGACCAAGUUGCGCAUCGCCCUGGAACAAAUCAACGAUACCAAACUGGACAUGGUCAUCCUGAUUUUCCUUGAGGACAUCCGGGAUGCUGACCUUCCGUACCUAGUUCGGUUGUUCCUGAGUAAGAACAAACCUUACAUGCUCUGGACAGAUGAUGAAGAUGGUCAAGAACUCUUCUGGGCUCAGUUUGAGAAGAGCAUGAGAUCCAAUAGGGCUAUCAAUAGUGUUAUACCUGUUUAAUCUAUUUUAAAAUCAAUAGGUGAUCAAGAUUUUUUUUCCACUUGUCCUCGCCAGGACCCCGUUGCAGAAGGUUACUUCAAUGGUGUCAAACGCGUCCAUCAAGUGAUUACUUCCAGUUUUGAUUGGCUGUGGAGUGCUAUGACCACGGAGGAUGACAUUGGAUGGUAAAGUUACCAUAGUAAUAACUUUUCUGCAACAGGAACAGGAAGUGCUACUCUGUAUUUCAUUUCAGGAUACUCCCUCUUUCUCCAUGAAAUCAUACUGUUUUUGAUACCCUUUUAUACUUUCCUUUUCCACCAUUUUUUUCAUAAAGUUUUCUUCAUGGUUGGCAGCUCUGAAUACUAAUUCUGGUCUUUGCUGCGUACACACUCUGUUGUACAAAAGUGUCGUCAGGGGUGUGAGUGGUAACAAAUAAAAAGAUCUGAAAAAAGCUGUUGAAGUGUUGAAAAAAAACUGAAACAGAAAGAGCUCCCACAGUUUUUGUUCAGAGGAAACCUGAAAUAAACUGAAAUUAAACUGAAAAAAAAUCUGAACUCAGAUAAAAUUAAAAAUCUGAACUCCCACACCUAUGUAUGGUUAUCAUACCCUGUCACAUCUGCAAAACACAAAAUACUGGUAGUAAAAUGAAAUAUAGACCAUAUUUAUACGCUGUUCCCCUGUUACUAGUUGUUUCACAACUGCCAUAUGACUUUUUGAUGCCCUUUCUUCAAACUGUUUUUAUUCACUUAUGCACGGAUGAGAAAUCUUGUAUGGUAUACCAGCUGAAAGAGGGGAUUUUAAGCUUUACAAUGGUAGGUCAUUUGUCUAUUG
Lytechinus variegatus (green sea urchin) is the source of this 4092-nucleotide messenger RNA. RefSeq names its product protein slit-like. Lineage: Eukaryota; Metazoa; Echinodermata; Echinoidea; Temnopleuroida; Toxopneustidae. The transcript has a single exon. The record is from RefSeq and is a predicted model, not a curated record. Bases 544 to 3282 code for a protein of 912 amino acids. Gene Ontology annotation, biological process: signal transduction. Gene Ontology annotation, molecular function: protein binding.